Molecule: messenger RNA, 1661 nt
Organism: Helianthus annuus (common sunflower)
Lineage: Eukaryota; Viridiplantae; Streptophyta; Magnoliopsida; Asterales; Asteraceae
Product: vicilin-like seed storage protein At2g18540
Exons: 5
Coding region: 55-1485 (476 amino acids)
Source: RefSeq, a predicted model, not a curated record
ACUCCCCCGCUUUAUAUUCAUCAUCAUCAUCCUACCAAGAAAACAAUUACGAAGAUGAGGCUCAACUCCUUUGCAGUUGGUCUUCUACUCUCGGUUUACUUUGUAUUUAUUUACUUUCCUCAUGCCGCAACGGCUUUAGGUGGUGGUCCGGUGCCGGUGAGUGACGGACCUACGGUGAGGAAGGAUGAGAGGUGGCCGUUAAUGUCGUCGGAGUGCGGUGAAGUCUCAGCCGUUAAGAUUAGUGAUGGAAAGAAUGGGUGCUAUUACCUCCAUUUUAUUACUAUGAAUCCUGGUUCUCUCUUUCUGCCUGUUUAUCUUCAUUCGGAGAUGCUUCUCUAUGUCAACUCAGGCAAUGGAACUUUGAGUUGGAUCAAUGUGAAGGCAGAUGAUGAUGACAAGCUUCAACAAGUGGUGUUAAAGCGCGGAGAUAUUUUCAGACUGACUAGCGAAACUGUUUUCUACUUACAAAACAAUGUUGAUGAGACCUAUGGAUACCAUCUCCAAAACCUUCAAAUUUAUGCCAUUUUCCCUGCCUCAGAAGUUGAGCUACAAAAUGAUCUUCUCGCCGGAGCAUACACCGCUGUUCAUGAUUUAGUACUAGGGUUCGACAACCGAGUCCUUCAGUCAACUUUCAGUGUGCCGGAGGAAGUGAUAGAAGAGCUAAGAGGAGGAGAAAAUCAACCAUUGAUUGUGGAUGGACAGUUUGAAAUUAGUGCUUCCAAGGGUAUUAGAGCCUUAAUAGGAACCAAUGACAUAUACAACGUAGAAAACAAAAAGAAAAAGAAAAAGAAAGACAAAAUGAAGGCAUAUAAUGUUUUCAACGAGGAUCAUGAUGUUGACACUUGCUUUGGAUGGAGUGUAGUAGUGACUAGUGAAGAAUUGGAUGUGUUGAAAGACACUCAUUUUGGUGUGUUCAUGGUGAAUCUAGCCAAGGGAUCGAUGAUGGCACCACAUUGGACUCCAGACACAGUUGAAGUCGCGAUUGUAUUGCAUGGACAAGGAGUGAUUGAAGUGGUUUGUCCUGGCAUUGCAAGCGAAACAAAGUGCGAGAAUUCAAGGUUGAUGGUUGAAGAAGGUGACGUGUUUGUGGUGCCAAGAGCGCAUCCGAUGGCUCAAAUGUCCUACAACAACGACUCCUUUGUUUUUAUGGGGUUCAUGUUGAAACAAGAGAAAGAAAGUCCUCAAUAUCUAGCAGGGAAGUUGUCAAUUCUCCAAAGGCUGGAUAGAAAGGUGUUGGCGAAGUCUUUUAAUGUUAGGAACACAACAAUAGAUUGGAUUUUGUCAAAUGAAAAAGAAGAUAUCAUCUACGAAUGUGUUUCGUGUGCUGAGGAAGGACAAGGAGGCGAGUCCCCAGAGGAACGAGGAGGGUGUGGGGGAGGGUGGCAAGAAGAGGAAGGAGGAAGAAGUGGGAGGCAAGAGCGAGGAAGAGGUGGUGGUGGGUGGCGAGAGGAGGAAGGUGGCAGAGGAGGGUGGCAAGCGAUGUAACGGAAACAUGAAGAUGUCAAGUAGGUGAAGGCUAAGGGUAGCAGAGCGACCGAGGAAGGUGGUGACAUCCGCAUUAUAUAUACAUGUAAUGUGAGGAUGUAUAAUAAAGAAUGUGUAAUGUUUUCUUCAAUCUAGUGAACUUUUUUUUUGUUAAUAAAUGAGAUCUAUUUGGCUAA